This is a messenger RNA of Hypomesus transpacificus, 5446 nucleotides long. It is a transcript of the gene adgra3, whose product is annotated as adhesion G protein-coupled receptor A3. Gene Ontology annotation, cellular component: external side of plasma membrane; plasma membrane. Lineage: Eukaryota; Metazoa; Chordata; Actinopteri; Osmeriformes; Osmeridae. The record is from RefSeq and is a predicted model, not a curated record. Bases 908 to 5113 code for a protein of 1401 amino acids. Gene Ontology annotation, molecular function: protein binding; G protein-coupled receptor activity. Gene Ontology annotation, biological process: cell surface receptor signaling pathway; G protein-coupled receptor signaling pathway. The transcript is spliced from 19 exons.
GUCAGGGGGUGCAAAUGCAACAUGGAGCCCGGGGCAGGACUUUGAGUGCAGUUCUCAAUGGAAAGAAAGAGUAUUUCCAUACUCUGUGAGGGUAUUAUGAACUGAAAGAAAAGCUCUGGACAUUGUCGGAGCGGGAAAGGGCCAACUUGACUAAAUAAUACGUGGAUUUUCGUGCCAGGAACGACGUGUUUUAUUUGGAUACUUUUUCAGUUUUUGUUUACCGUGAUUCUAUUUUGCAUCUACAUCUGUAACCAGUGUACUCUCUUCUGGGGAAAGUUGCUUUCUUUACAGUAACACAUGCUAACUGGAGCUUUUAUUUUUCUUGAUCCAUACUGUCUCUACUGUGACAGUCUUCUCACGAGGAGAGAAAGUUUUAAAAGCUUGGCGUGAUCACAUUUCCUAAAGUUAGUGCGCGUUAUCUUGGGAUGACUGCAGCUGUCUCCUUUGGAAUAGGCAGAACUCACUUGGAUCCGCGCUAUUGGCAACAAAGAAAACCUUUUCACACUCGGAUUUGAAGUUGUGUGAUGUAACUAUGAUCAAUGUGAUACAUUAAUCAUCGUUUUAGCGUAGUGCAUCUCUUUUCUGGGGGAAAUGAAGACCAUACAAAGAAACGGAAUUAUAAAUCGCGUCGUUUGGCAAACAAAGGAUGUCCAAACCCUCAACUGGAUUGAUUGACAUCGAGGAACUACAGAACCCCAAUGGAGGGGCAAAGCAACGUUUAGCCAAAAAAUAUGUGCAAAAUAAUAAACUGUCCUAAUUUUCUGUGGAGUAUUUUGAGGGUUUAGGUACGCUAUUGUAACCGCCAGGCCGAUUUAAUACACCCACCCCAAUCUCAGUCUCCAGUCCUACUUACUAUUCACAUUAUUAUCUUCGCCAAUGCUGCAGUGAUUUUCUUGAAAUACCUAAAAUGAAGGGACGCGCAGUGGAUUUGUUUCCAGUGUUUAUGGUUUUGCUGCUCGGUGGUGAUAGUUCGACGGUAUCAUCUGAUUGUAAAUCAUAUGAUGAACGAUCGAAAAGCGCAGGGAAGCUCGUACCGUCUGUGGCAACUGCGGACAGGAAAGUGGUUUGCAGCAAUAUGGAACUCCAGCAGGUGUUACCUCCAGACUCCUUCCCCAACAGAACAGUUACACUGAUUUUAAGCAACAACAAAAUUCAAGAAUUAAGAAAUGGAUCCUUCCUCGGACUGUCUACGUUGGAGAGACUGGACAUGCGGAACAACAUCAUCAGCCGGAUCGAACCGGGGGCCUUCCUGGGACUUCUGUCGCUCAAGAGGCUAGACCUGUCCAAAAACCUCAUUGGCUGCCUCAACAUGGACAUCUUCAAGGGGCUCACAAGCCUCGUCCGUCUAAACCUUUCAGGAAAUAUAUUCUCCUCGCUGGCCCAGGGUACCUUUAACAGCCUGGUCUCUCUCAAGACACUGGAGUUCCAGACCCCCUACCUGCUGUGUGACUGUAACCUGCUGUGGCUGCUGCGCUGGAUGAAGGACACCAGCGUGCAGGUGAAGGACACCAGGUGCUCCUACCCGCGCUCCCUGCAGGGUCAGCUCAUCACCGCCAUCUCGCCUGAGCUCCUCACCUGCGACGCCCCUCUGGAGCUGCCCUCCUUCCAGCUGACGCCGUCUCAGCGGCAGGUCGUGUUCCAGGGCGACAGCCUGCCGUUCCAGUGCCAGGCCUCCUUCGUGGCGGAGGACAUGCAGGUGCUGUGGUACCAGGACGGGCGCAUGGUGGAGCCCGACGCCGCCCAGGGCAUCGUCAUCGAGAAGAGCAUGGUCCAGAACUGCUCGCUCAUCGCCAGCGCUCUCACCAUCUCCAACAUCCAGCCCGGUUCUACCGGGAACUGGGAGUGUCGCGUGCGGACCAGCCGGGGGAACACCACGCGGACCGUUCACAUCGUGGUUCUGGAGAGUUCCGCCAAGUACUGCCCACCAGACCGGGUGUCCAACAACAAGGGGGAGUUCAGGUGGCCUCGCACCCUGGCCGGCAUCACAGCCCUCCUGCCCUGCAACAGGCUGGCGUCCGGCGCGGGCAUCUACUCUGGCAGCGCCGGCGACGAGAGGCGCGCGUGGCGUCGCUGCGACCGCGGCGGCGUGUGGGCGGAGGAGGACUACUCUCGCUGCCAGUACCAGAAGGACGUCACGCGGGUUCUCUACAUCAUCAACCAGAUGCCUCUGAACCUGACCAAUGCCGUGACGACGGCCCGCCAGCUGCUCGUCUACACCGUGGAGGCCGCCAACUUCUCCGACAAGAUGGACGUCAUCUUCGUGGCCGAGAUGAUCGAGAAGUUCGGCAAGUUCGCCGAGAAGUUCAAAGACUUAGGAGAGGUGAUGGUGAGCAUCUCCAGUAACCUGAUGCUGGCUGAUGAGCAGGUGCUGGGGAUGGCCCAGAGAGAGGCCAGCGCCUGCUCCCGCAUCGUCCAGUGUCUCCAGAGGAUCGCUGUGCACCGCCUGGCCAACGGGGCCCAGGCCUUCUCCCUCAACUCUCACAACAUAGCGCUGGAGGCCCACGCUAUCAAGGCGAGCAGCUUCAACGGCAUGACCUGCACGGUGUUCCAGAGGCCCAACCCGGAGCGCACGGCCCUGCGAGACCUGGGCCCCCGCAUCGACCUGGACCCCGGCUCCGACCGCCAGCUCAGCUUCAAGUGCAACGUCACCAGCACCCUGUCCAGCCUGGUGCUCAAGAACACUGUGGUGGAGGCGUCGCUCCAUCUGCCCCCCUCCCUGUUCUCCCAGCUGUCGGUCCCGGGCCAGCCCGACGACUCCGUCUACAAGCUCCACCUGCUGGCCUUCCGGAACGCGCGCUUCUUCCCCUCCACGGGCAACUCCACCCUGCUGGGUGACGGGGGGAAGAGGAGGGGCGUGGUCACCCCUGUGCUCUUGGCCCAGAUAGAGGGUGUACCGCUGCGUGGCCUCCAGAGCCUGGUCAACGUCACCCUGCGGCGGCUGGCGCGGGGCUCGGACGCCGUGGCGGCCUGCUGGAACGCCAGCCUGCUGGGAGGGCAGGGCGGCUGGCAGACACAGGGCUGCCGCAUCCUGGCUCACCGCGACAACUACACCAGCAUGUCGUGUGACGCUCUGGGCAACUACGGCCUUCUCAUGGACCUGAGUGGCGUGGAGUAUUUCAGCCCCAGCAUCCAGCCCCUCCACCCCGUCAUCUACGCCUCCUCCUCCGUCCUGCUCCUGUGCCUGCUGGCCAUCAUGGUCAGCUACAUCUACCACCACAGGUCGGUGCGUGUGAGCCGCAAAUGCUGGCACAUGCUGGUCAACCUCUGCCUGCACCUCUUGCUGACCUGCGGCGUGUUCGCCGGCGGCAUCAACCAGACUCGCUACCCCAGCGUGUGCCAGGCGGUUGGCAUCGUGCUUCACUACUCCACCCUGGCCACCGCCCUGUGGGUGGGCGUCACCGCCCGCAACAUCUACAAGCAGGUGACCCGCAAGGCCAAGCGCUACGAGGAGCUGGACGAGCCCCCGCCCCCGCCCCGCCCCAUGCUGAGGUUCUACUUGAUUGGCGGAGGGAUACCUAUCAUUGUCUGUGGCAUCACAGCUGCGGCCAACAUUAAGAACUACGGCAGCCGGACCAACGCGCCAUACUGCUGGAUGGGCUGGGAGCCCAGCAUCGGAGCCUUCUACGGCCCCGUGGGCUUCAUCGUCUUCGUGGACUGCAUGUACUUCCUCAGCAUCGUGCUGCAGCUGCGCCGCCACCCCGAGCGCCGCUACGAGUUCAAGGAGCCUGCCGAGGAGCAGCAGGGUCUGGCCACCUGCGCCGGCGUCGAGCUAGGAGGAGGGGACGGCUCCCGUGCCGGUGGCGGCGGCGGUAGCUCCCACCUCCACCCUCUCCACCUCCAGCUGCACCCCCACGAGGCCUCUUGCUCCACCGUGUCGGCCCCCCACGCCGUGGCGCUGUCCGCCCUGGAGAACGAGCACACGUUCGCGGCCCAGCUGCUGGGCGCGGCGGGCGCCCUGGGGCUCUAUGCCGCCAUGUGGGUGUUUGGCGCCAUGGCGGUGUCCCAGGAGAGCCCCGUGGACCUGGUCUUCGCCUGCCUGUUCGGGGUGUCGGCCCUGGCGCUGGCCGGGUUCAUGGUGGCGCACCACUGUCUGAACAGGCAGGACAUGAAACGCCACUGGGCCCAGGCGUGUUGCCCCGGGCGUCGGCCGUACUCGGCCCAGGAGGACGCGCUGCUUCCGUUGCCCGGCGCGGGCACGUCGUCGGGGGCGGGGUCUGUGAGCAGGGGCAACGGCGAAGCGUCCAGGUGUGCCCACAGCAGCGCAGAGUCCUCCUGCACCAAUAAAAGCGCCCCGAGCGUGCGGAACUCCGCCCAGGGCAGCAAACUGACCAAUCUGCACGCCGAGGCCGCCCAGUGCAAGUCCGUCCCCCUGCCGGCACCGGCCAAUGGCACCGCCCUGUUGGACAACAGCCUCACCGAACAUUCACUGGACAACGAAAUCAAGAUGCACGUGGCACCCGUGGAGGUGCAGUUCCGCCCCGUAAACAACAACAACAACCCCAUCCCCGCCACCAACGGCCACGCCGGCCGCCACCACAAAAACCGGGUGCGCUCGCACCGGGCCAGCCGCCUGACGGUCCUGCGAGAGUACGCCUACGACGUGCCCACCAGCGUGGACGGCAGCGUGCAGAGCGCCCCCCACAGGCGGCACCACCACCACCACGACAUGGCGGCCCGCAGCAGCCGGCGCGCGGCCUACAUGGCCUACAGGGAACGCCACCAGAGCCUGCUCCAGCAGGACAGCAGCGACGCCAGCACUUCCCUGCCCCGCCGCCCUCGCCACACCGCCAAGGGGGGCGGGAUCGUGGCCAACGGGGUGGCCGGAGGAGGCGGCGGCGACGGUGCGGGAGGGGCUGAGGAAGUGGACGAAGCGGUAACGGGAAGCGUAGAAACCACCGUCGGGACGGCGGCGUCCGGCAUCAGCAAGGACAGUAGCGGCACCAAGCAGCCCAUCACGGACGCGGGGUUGGAGAACUCGUCCAAGUCGUACGGUCUCAACCUGGCCACCCAGAACGGCACGCUCAAGGACAAUGGACAGAGCAUGCCUCUGCUCAACGCGGACGGCUCAGCCAACAUAAAGACUGGCUUAUGGAAACACGAAACUACUGUGUAGCAACGGGUUUCCUCACCAAAGACUGUUCAGACACACUCAACUGUGAAUUUGGUUUCUACUAUUUUAGGACCGAUUGUAAAAUUUGAGCUAUUGAAAAAUACGUUGGAACGAAUGCCGCACUAUUUUUGAGUAUGUGAAAAAGGCCUUUGUUUUGAUUGCCACCUGACCAUAGACAGUAAAAGGUAUUUUUAUAUCAGUUAAUCGGGAAUGGUUACUCUGUUUUAGAGUUUUAUACGUGAAACUGCAUGGUCUGUACUUUAGCCCCAUACAUACCUCUGGGCAGUUUUGUAUGUUCUAGUUUAUUUUGUGUAAAUAAACCAAAUGUUUCUAAUU